UAAAUUAAUUAAAAAUCAGACAGGCAUUUUGUUAACUUUUAAACUGCAGAAGAUGAAGGUCAGAGUAUGGGGCAAGAAACACCCAAAGGAAAGAUGCGCCGCCUCAAAGGACCCUUUCUUUUCAUCGUUUUGUCUGUUACUUUCAAUUCCCCGGAAGCGACGCCUGUUGAGAGACUUCUCUCGUUGGCUGACGAUUUAUCUGAUGGGACUCCCAGCAGACAAGAGUGGCUCUUACCCAUCGUCUCACGAAGUAGCGGCUUCUUGGGAAUUAACAGUGCACUGCUCGGAGAAGAAGCAAUAAAGCCCAAAAGCCACCACUUGGAGAAACGAAAGUGCAACACUGCCACAUGCGUGACGCAACGCUUGGCUGACUUCUUGGUCCGGUCCAGCAAUACCAUUGGUGCUAUCUAUUCCCCUACCAACGUGGGAUCCAACACGUACGGCAAGAGAGACAAAGAACCUCCAAACUAUCUACAGCUUUAA
Molecule: messenger RNA, 483 nt
Organism: Rhineura floridana
Lineage: Eukaryota; Metazoa; Chordata; Lepidosauria; Squamata; Rhineuridae
Gene: IAPP
Product: islet amyloid polypeptide
Exons: 4
Coding region: 67-483 (138 amino acids)
Cellular component (GO): extracellular region
Molecular function (GO): hormone activity
Source: RefSeq, a predicted model, not a curated record